GCCGAAACUACCGAAGAGUUUAUCAGUCAGCUGUGGAAAUCCCCAUUCCGUCGAAGUGAUGUGGACAAAUGGUGGAAACACCGAGUACUUUCGUGUUUUAUACAGUACCGACAACUUCCUACAGUCAGUUAUAGAUCCAGCGACGAUCUACAAACAGGUGGACGGAAAUGACGUGUACAGUGUAACUAUCGACAAACUAGAUGGGGGGACAGCUGUACUUCUUUAAGGUUGUAGCAUACAACUCGGACGGUAACAUCACAUCACUUGAGUCUUCAGGAUGUAGAGUCCAGGAAGAUUUGUCAAACAGUCCGAACAACCUGUACAUAACUGGAGUUGUACUGACGUGUGUAAGCGGCCUAAUAAUCACGGUAGCUUUGGGACUUGGAAUCUUCAUCACCCGAACAGGGCGUCUGUCAUUUCGUUCCAGCAAAUGUCAGCAACGCAAGAGCCAGGAAUUAGAUAACGUGCAACUUUCAGGGCGAGCAACGAUUACGCAAGAAGACGAAAGAUCCUACCAGCACCUUGAUACAAGCCAGGUAGCCAAAGCCUCUGUUUAUUCUGAAAUAAGAACACAAGAAAUUGGAGGUGACAAUGAUGAUGAAGCCAAUCAGAGCAGUAACUACGAGUCUUUGGAAGGGCAGUCCAAACCAAACGUCUAUGAGGAGCUACAGACCGUUUCAUCUGGUAGCAGCGGUUUAUACACUAAUACCACAAUAGGAAAGGGCACUGCUUAACAUGGCGUAUAAAACGUCAUUGAGAAGAUUUACUAUGCUUGCUGGGAAUGUACACAGACACAAACGCAAAAGAUGUAAUGAGAAACCUAUAAUCUUCUAGGCAUCGAUUUGUUUUUAUUUGACGCAAUAGUUUGAUGUUAUCAUUUUGCGAGUCGUUGCGACCAGGAAACACAUUUCCGCUUAUUUCAGUAUACUUCAUAAUCCCGGGAUCGUUCGUGUCAUGUGAGAUCAGAAAUGAACAGGAAGUAUGUAGAUGAGCUAAAGGCGUGCAACUGAAGUUUGUUUGUAGAUGAUUAAUAUAAAAUGUCCAUGUAUCAAAGAUACCAGCAAAGCACCUUUAAUCACUGCAUGUGUACAAUAUAUCUCGAUUGUGAUAAUAACAAUUCAAACAGGAUAUAAAGGAAUGUUUUAUCCUUACAUCUGACUUUUUAAAAUUUACGAAAUGCCUCAUAUCAUUUAGAGAAACAUGUCAUCGGUAAUGCAGCGUCAAUAACUGAUUAAUUGUAAACGGAUUUUAAGACAUGAAAAUUGUAUAAAACUUCUUUCUGACGUCAUAUUUACGUUACCAGCGAAUAAAACGCCAAACGACAGGUUUUUCCUGCGCAGAUUCCUUAACUAUUGUAUUCCUGUCACACACAAAGAGAUGUUAGAAGACUUGUUCCUCACUACUGUUUGCGAAAAAUAACUAAAAAUAUAGAAAAGUCCACACUAUUUACAUACAGAGUUGCUGCAGUAGCGUAAAAUGUAGGGUUUUAUGAACCUGAUUUCAUAUAGAAGUUAUCAUUGUGCUGAGGUGAAGUUAUCAUUGUGCUGAGGUUUCUAUGGCUGCCAUGUAAUAUGUAAUUGAUACCUUAUUCACAUCCAAAAUCAUAGUUUGUAUAACAGACUACGGUGAUGUACAAUUCGAGACGCAUUGGAUUUAUAAACGUACAUUUAUAUAUUGUUUGGGAUAUAUUAUAUAUAUAUAUUUUUUUAAAUUUCAUCAUUCGAACAUAACUUGCUCUCCAACACAGGAUGAUAUUUUCAUGAUAUCUGUUUUCUUCUAUUUAUUUUAUUUUCUAAAGUUUAAUAUUAGAUACUUGUACUCAACCAUUUUUUUCAAACAUCCACAAAUCUUAAUAAUAUCAUACAUUUUUAUUUCUGAUUUCCUAUUGCAUAUAUAAAGUUAAUGGCUUAAAAAUGAUAUCUGUUCAAACCAUAUCACAAUCAUUUCUUUUCACACUGUCUCAUAACUUGCGUUUUUUAGCAUAACAAAGUAAAACUCAUAACACCAUACCCUACUCCUCUUUUGAACUUAUCAGACAUCAUAGAAACAUAGUAUACAGUUUUUGAAAGUCGUAUAAAUGCCACGUUGUUAAGAGAUAGUAUUUGUUUACUUCAUCUAUGGAGGCUUCAUGUGGCAUAUUGUUUAUAAUGUGUAACAUAACUCGUGAUUAUGACUAGAGAAAGACAACUCUUACGAAACGUUAACCUUCAGGUCACAGGUUAAACAGCUUGUAAACGACAUGUGAUGUUAUUUAUUACUUAAUUUCUAUGGCGAAUACACUUUCAUGUUUCUUUAGUAAAGGGUAUGUCAAUACUUUUUUACUGUUUGCAAGUUAUAACCUUCAAUAUUUCCAAUAAUUAUGUUCUCGUAGUUAAAACAAAUCGUUUCCGUAUAAUUGUUACAAUCGAUUAAAAAUCCUAUAUUGCUUACAUACGUUACUUAAAAUAAAACAUAAAAUCAUGAUGUCAAAACUUCACCAGCGGUACGUUUUCCUUUCUUAGAAAUAACUGCUAUUGUUUAUUUCUAUAAUUACCAAUUUUGAGACCAAUCU
Molecule: messenger RNA, 2551 nt
Organism: Pecten maximus
Lineage: Eukaryota; Metazoa; Mollusca; Bivalvia; Pectinida; Pectinidae
Exons: 9
Coding region: 201-734 (177 amino acids)
Source: RefSeq, a predicted model, not a curated record